Molecule: messenger RNA, 1083 nt
Organism: Cuscuta campestris
Lineage: Eukaryota; Viridiplantae; Streptophyta; Magnoliopsida; Solanales; Convolvulaceae
Source: the annotation of a GenBank genome assembly
GCUAAGAAGAUUGUGCUUGAGGCCCUCAACAAGAAGAAUGUUCUCAACGGUUGUAGCAUUGUCUCUCCCGACGGUGCCACUUCCAAUGAUCCUUCCCUUGUUGUUGUCGCCAAAAACGACAUUGCCACCUUUGAAAUACUCUAAACUCCUAAAUUUGGAUGCGUCUCCGGUCAUGUGCUUGGAGCAUCCGCUAUCGAGAUACCAAGAGGUACUCGAAGCCUUCAAGCACACCUACAAAAAGAUAUCAAGGAGACGGUUUAGGUACCCAUGUAUUGUUGGGUCCUUUUUGGAAGAUAUGAAGGAAGCUAUUAAAAGGAAGUAUUACUACUUUGAUAACAAGCCUGUUUUGGUUCAGCAGUGGAAACCUGAAAAGAAGAUUAAUCUUGAAGAAUUGAUAAAUAUUCCUAUUUGGGUCCUCUUCCCAGACUUGGAUGUUAAGUAUUGGAGCUUGUCUGGAUUAAGUAAACUGGGCAGUUUGAUUCGAAAGCGAGUCAAAAGGGACAAAGCAACUGCUAAGAAGACUAAGUUUGCUUAUGCUAGGAUCCAAAUUGAAGUUAAGAGAGAUGUUACUACAGGAAAUGAUGAAGAAGAGAAAGAAGAAAUUCCCAAACUGGAUAAGCAGGUGGAUGAACAGAGGGUUCCUAAUCAGGGCACCCCAGCUCUUCAUUCAUGGCUGAAAUAUGACCUAGCCUCUAGAUCAUUAGCUGAAUUGAAAGAGAAAAUGUGGAAUGGAAAGAACAGGAAGGACAAAUUGUGGAUUGCUUCGAGUAUAGUAGCCUGCUGCUACUAUGUGUGGAAGGCAAGGAACUCUAAAUUACAUAACAAGAAAGAUGAAACCAGUGCAAGUGUUGUUGAAAACCUGAAGGCUAACCUUGUCAUGGCAGUAGGGCAUAGAGGAGGGCUACUGCAGUGAAUUAAAGUACAGUAGAGUAAUACUAAUGUUGGUAUUAUAUAUUGUAGUAGCAUGUUUCUGCUGUAAUAUUUAACCCUUGGUUUGGAGGCUAGGGGUGUACUAACUGUUUGGAGUUAAUAUAAUGUGCUUUAUUCAAAAAAGUGACUUUUUAAUAAAAAUGGGAAAGGUUU